AUGCAUCUUUCUUCUCUCACAGUGGCCACAUUGGUCUUGGGCACCCUCGCCACGCCCAGCCGCCACCAUCCGGGAAAGAAAGUCGGUCUGAACGAGGCCAUCACCCGCAAGGGCAAGACAUGGUUCGGCACAGCAGUGACCGUCCGCAAGGACAAGGUUGAGCGCGCUAUCCUUGACAACACGGCUGAAUUUGACUCGAUCACUCCGGAAAAUGCCAUGAAAUGGGACUUGACAGAGCCGACACGAAACCACUUCGAAUGGGAGGCUGCUGAUGCUGUGGUUGAUCUUGCCGUGGCAAAUGGGCAGCAAAUGCAUUGCCACAACCUAGUUUGGCACUCCCGUCUUCCUUGCUGGGUGUUGGACGGAAAAUGGGACAACAAGACGUUGAUUGACAUUAUGACCAACCAUAUCAAGACGGUGGCUACUAAAUACAAGGGGCACUGUACACGAUGGGACGUUCUCAAUGAAGCACUAAAUGACAACGGCACGUAUCGGGAUUCGGUCUGGUAUCGCACCAUUGGAGAAGCCUUUAUCCCUAUUGCAUUCCGCGCUGCUGCCGAGGCAGACCCCACGGCGAAGCUGUUCUACAACGAUUUCGACCUCGAGUACGGAGACGCCAAGACCGAAGGCGCUCGCAGGAUUGUCAAACUGAUUCAAUCGUACGGUGUUCGUAUCGAUGGUGUUGGUUUCCAAGCCCAUCUCGCUUCCGAGACCAGCAACACCAUAAAUCGCACUGUUCCUUCACUGCAAGUCUUGACCAACAGCUUAGAGUCACUAGCAAAUCUCGACGUGGACGUCGCAUACACUGAGCUCGACAUCCGCAUGAAACUGCCUGCUACUGAGGAGAAGUUGAAGGUCCAGGCAAAUGAUUACGCGCGCGUGGCGGCUUCGUGCAUGGCAGUCAAGCGGUGUGUAGGCAUUACGGUGUGGGGAUUCUCUGAUAAGUAUAAUUGGAUUCCUAAUUUCUUCUCUGGCGAAGGAGCUGCUACGUUGUGGGAUGAGAAUUUGAAGAAGAAGCCAGCGUAUAAGGCGGUUCUGGAUGCCAUCAGAAAGUAA
Pochonia chlamydosporia 170 is the source of this 1056-nucleotide messenger RNA. RefSeq names its product glycoside hydrolase family 10 protein. Gene Ontology annotation, biological process: carbohydrate metabolic process. The coding region runs from base 1 to 1056 and encodes 351 amino acids. Gene Ontology annotation, molecular function: hydrolase activity, hydrolyzing O-glycosyl compounds. The record is from RefSeq and is a predicted model, not a curated record. NCBI's taxonomy places the organism in Eukaryota, Fungi, Ascomycota, Sordariomycetes, Hypocreales, Clavicipitaceae. The transcript has 4 exons.